Molecule: messenger RNA, 2674 nt
Organism: Schizosaccharomyces octosporus yFS286
Lineage: Eukaryota; Fungi; Ascomycota; Schizosaccharomycetes; Schizosaccharomycetales; Schizosaccharomycetaceae
Product: GRAM domain-containing protein
Exons: 1
Coding region: 363-2585 (740 amino acids)
Biological process (GO): intracellular sterol transport
Cellular component (GO): endoplasmic reticulum-plasma membrane contact site; mitochondrion; cortical endoplasmic reticulum
Molecular function (GO): sterol binding; sterol transfer activity
Source: RefSeq, a predicted model, not a curated record
ACAAGCGCUAUGUAAAAGUGGAAUCACCCAUUCACCAAGAGAUUGCAUGAAAAGUGUUUGGGCUUUUAAGGCCAUAACAAAGAAAUCGAACUCACUUCAUACAAAGAAAACAGAAAGGAGAUUUUUGAACGUUUCUAAUAUUUUAUCAUUCUUCUUCACUGGUUAGGUGUUAAAUUGUUUUGGGACAUCAUAUUUAGGGAAUAUUUUUGUGUGUGCUUUGUUUUUUUCUCCAAUUCAUCAUUGAAUUCUCGUUUGUGAAACUGAAAAUACAUUAUUGUUUUAGUUUCCGGUUUGCAGCGAAUAUUCGACUAAUUCAUGAGUUUCAUUGUUGACGAAUUAAUUUCUUAAGUCUGUAUAAACCGAUGAAGGAGGAGGGUCCAUUUUCUAGUUUUCUUAAUUCUGCAGUAACGCGGUUGAGCGGCGUGGUUAAUGAAGCUGUACAACCAAAGCAUAACAUUCGUAUGGGAAAUGCAGGAGCAGGUAAUAAUACAUAUCGUCGGGCGUUUUCGGAAGCUGAUUCAAAACCGGAUCAAAAUGAGCGUGCCAGGUUUUACAGUGGAAAGACAAGAAGCACUAAAACCAAAGAUGAGGCUCCGUUUGGGGAAGGUGAAUUAAAGCUGGAAAAUUUUGAAAGGGAUGAUGCCAGGAGCGAAAAGUCAGAAUUCGGUCAAGCAGAUGCAAACGAUACUGAAGAUGUAGAUGCUGAACGUGAGACGGAAGCUGUUGACACUUCAUCUUCUCCAAGAAACAGGGAUACAAAUGUGCAAACCAAUACUUCUAAUCUGCCACCUUUGGAGCAUACAGCAACACAAGGCUCAGCGAUUACUUCUGCAUCUCGAAAAGUAUCUAUAGCUUCCACUGCGGGAGGAGAUCCUGGCGGCUUAUCUGGUCAUGCUUUUGCUAGCAAUAAACGAAAUCACGAUUUUCAUGUCAUAUUUAAAACCCUUCCUUCUGACGAUCAUCUUAUCGACGACUAUGGGUGUGCUCUCCAAAGAGACAUUUUCCUACAUGGAAGGUUGUAUCUCUCAGAACAACAUAUAUGUUUUAAUUCUAGUAUAUUUGGUUGGGUCACGAGUAUCAUUAUUCCCGUUACAGAAAUUGUUUCUGUUGAAAAAAAGUCCACCGCGGUCGUUUUCCCUAAUGCCAUACAAAUAACUACUCUUCAUGCUCGUUAUGUGUUUGCUUCAUUUAUUUCUCGUGAUACUACUUUUCAAUUGAUUAUUACUAUCUGGAAAAAUAUUCAUCCCUUCUUAAAUAUGGCUGCUAAUGGAUAUAAUGUAUCCGACGCUACUCGAAAGCACCUUGGGCAUGGUUAUAGCCGGUCCGAUGGUGAAUUUUCCAACAGCUCAGAUGACGACGAUGAUCAAUACGACGAUUCCGAUGGCAUAGCCGAGGAGAAUGAAGACGUUUCAGACGACGACGAUAUAAAUUCAUCACAAAGUUCUGAAGAAGUCGUACAAGAGCCCAACGUUUCGAAAGUUGAAGAUGGUUCUGAUGAGAAUUUAGUAAAAAAAAAUAGUAAUGAGGUUUCCGAUGAUAACUUCCAGUUCGUCACUCAAGUUACUUCUCAUCCACCAACCUCAGGAAGUGGUGAGCCUCUUGCCCAUGUUCUUUGCUCGAAAGAAACUAUCCCACUUCCGCUCUCUACUUUUUUCCUGUUGCUUUGGGGAUCUGAUACUACUUGGCUAACCAAUUUUUUCAAGGAUGAAAAGCUUUCUGAUAUUAAAUUUGGUAAAUGGAUGAAGCAGGAUGAUAAAUGGACACGAAAGGUGCAGUACAUAAAGCCGGUAGCUCCCCCGUACAGACAAACAACUUGCUACAUUACGGAUGUUAUCGAACAUCUUGAUAUCAAUGAUUAUAUCCACGUAAUAUCUAUAGCAUCUACUCCAGAUAUCCCUAGUGGUUCUUCUUUUCUAACUAAAACUCAGUACAUUUGCUAUUGGGGUACUAAUUCGAAAACAAAGCUGGAUGCAAGUUACUCUGUUGAUUGGAGCAAGAGUUCUUGGCUGAAAGGUCCCAUUGAAAAGGGAGCACAAGAAGGUCAAAUGGCUUAUAUAAAGAGCUUGACCAAUGCUCUGGAAUCUUACAAAUCUCCCGAAAAAGGAAAACGAAAACGGAAAACGCCGACAAAAAAGAAAAAGGGACCAAUCUCAUCGAAUUCGGAUUCAAAAGAAGCUGAGUCUUCAAAUAACCAGUCAUUUAUAGUUAACCUGUUGAGCAAUAUUCCUAGAGGAUUUUCUUUGCUAUCGCAGCCUACCUAUUUGCUUUUUUGUUUAAUGCUUUUGUUGAUUAUUUUACAGUGGUGGUACAUGGGACGGUUAGUGCAUCCUAAAAACCCUACAUCGCCUUUUCGAAAUGCUGCUUUACAAGGAGAUUCAGUGGAGCAUAUACCAAUGGAUGACUUCACUUUUAAGCUGUGGCUUUCGUCAAGGAUGGACAGCAUUGAGCAGGAACGAGAUUUAUCUUACGAUGCUGACGCGAUAGACAUAGAGAAUGGGAAAAUUAAAGUAGCUACUGAAUAUAUGGAACGAAAAUUACGGAAACUCAGAGAUAGACUUGAGAAACUGGAAAGUGAGCGAAAUUAAGGGUUUGUUUAUGAGAAAGAAAAAGGAACCUAUAAUUUUGAAUGUGUGUAUGUGUGUGUUUUUAGGUAAAUUACGUUAACGAAAGCACG